This is a messenger RNA of Annulohypoxylon truncatum, 1033 nucleotides long. RefSeq names its product apolipo protein O-domain-containing protein. Gene Ontology annotation, cellular component: mitochondrial crista junction; MICOS complex. The coding region runs from base 66 to 845 and encodes 259 amino acids. Gene Ontology annotation, biological process: cristae formation. The transcript has 3 exons. Lineage: Eukaryota; Fungi; Ascomycota; Sordariomycetes; Xylariales; Hypoxylaceae. The record is from RefSeq and is a predicted model, not a curated record.
AGCUCGAAAUUCAAUAUUUAAUACUUUUAAUACCUCGACAACGGCCAACGUCAAUUGAGCGCAACAUGGCUGCGAGAGUGCUGCUGCGACGGCGUGUCGCCGCGCCUUUCAUGGCCGCAACUCUGGUCGGAGGAGCUUUAUUUCCCUCGGUUGCGCUGGCUGAAGCACCAUCACACGACUACUUCAACAAGAAACCUAUCUACGACGACUACGAGACCUUCCUCCCCCCCAAAUCCAGCACAACGCCGGUCCCCUCCCCGGCCUCAGACACCAUACCUCCAGCAUCGUCAGAAUCUUCGCUCCUCCUCCCCGAGCCCAAACACCACAGCCCGACGCCGACCGACCGGCUCGCCGUGCAGAUAGGCAAGGCGCGGCUGUUCCUCUACCGGUACGCAGUCGCGACCGAAGACGCCGUCAACAACGCCGUCGACGCGGCCUUCGGGCUCGAGCGGUCCUUCACGGAGACCGUAGCCUCUCUCGCGCCCCCGCGCGAGAGCGGCGAGAAGCUGAUGCCGGGGCUCGUGUACGUGCUGGUGGCGAGCAUGGCCGGCAGCAUCGCGAGCCGGAACCGGAACCUGGUCCUAAGGGCCUCGGUGCCGCUCGCCUUCGGCGUCGGCGCCGGCUGGCUCCUGAUCCCCGUCACCAUGACCAACGUCGCCGACCUGCUGUGGACGUACGAGCGCCGGUUUCCUGCUUUGGCCGACGCACACCUGAAGACGCAGCAGGGCGUCCAGGAUGCGUGGCGCUUUGCCAGGGUCCACGUCGACGUGGGUAAGACCUAUGUCGAUGAGAAGGUUAGCGACGCCCGGGAUAUCGUCGAGGGCUGGGUGAAGAAGGGGAAAUGAGCGGAUGGUGUUCGACGACGGAGCGCUUCCUUGUACUAUAGAUCAAUGCAUAAUAGACAGAACUUUGCUUUGUUCAAGGUUAUGUUAUGUGGGGUUUAUGUAGAUGACAGCAAAAUAAAUGUGAAAGCAUAUAUUGAAUUCAAAAUAAGACUUUAAGAAUUGUGAUGUGUGGUCUGCUUGGCACUUUU